AUGGUAGGCACGCAGGGAGACUGCGGCGCGGUUUUGUAGGCGGAGCCCGGCGACGAGGAGGACCCGCCAGAGAAGGCCACAGAAGCCACAGCCGAAAAGCGCCGUCGUCGCCUCUCUUUUCCCGAAAAAAUUAUUCGAUCAACCGACGGAAAUCAGAGCUGACGGGUCAGAACGAACUUUGUGCGUGUGUGUGCCACAGCUGCCCCCAGCUGUUGUCUCCCCCGAAAAAGUCGUCGUCGGCGUUCAACACCAACACCAACAAGACCUUCUGAAAGUUGAAUCGCUUCUGAUUUGCUUCCGACUGAAUUCUCUCAAGGCUUACCGAACCGGCAAGCCUUAA
This is a messenger RNA of Caenorhabditis auriculariae, 340 nucleotides long. The record is from the annotation of a GenBank genome assembly. NCBI's taxonomy places the organism in Eukaryota, Metazoa, Nematoda, Chromadorea, Rhabditida, Rhabditidae.